Messenger RNA from Lodderomyces beijingensis, 1050 nucleotides. The record is from the annotation of a GenBank genome assembly. NCBI's taxonomy places the organism in Eukaryota, Fungi, Ascomycota, Pichiomycetes, Serinales, Debaryomycetaceae.
AUGACCGAUUUGACUCCGCAAUUCAACCAAUGCGUCGAUAUAGUGACUUCGGAGAUAAAACCCCCUGCUCAUCCGCUAGACCAUCACACUAGUCAACAGGGCUACUUGAUCAAGGACACGUUCGCCAAAGAAUGCCGCGAGUUUUACGCAGUGCUAGUCGACCUCAACCAGUUCAUCACCAAGAUCAAGACUGACUAUCUAGCGAUCUCCGAAUCCAAGGCCAACUCCAUCACCAAGGACAAGAUCGACGAAGAUUUCAAUUUGAAAAUACAGCAGUGUUUUAAGAAACUCGCGGUGCUUGAGUCGUAUGAGACCAAGCGACAGGAAAUGGUGAAGCUGAUCUUACCCAGCAAGAGGCUAUGGUCCGUUUUCACUAGCACUGGCAGUGGAGGAAGUGAUGAACAGCUGCUAUAUUUUGACACUGUUUGGAGGCAUAGGAAGCAGAUUCUCCGAUUCUUGAUGGAGAGCUUGACGUUUGUCAGCAAGAAGUUCGACAAGAUGCAACGCAAGCGGUCGCUGCGUGAACGACAGUUGAACCUGUUGAAUUUCCAAGAUAUCGAUGAGGAUGACGAUAUCUUGAAUGUCGAUUUGAACAGCGCGUCGGAACCAUUCUUGACGAGUCUAGAUCUGAUUCUGCAGGCUGUUGGCGAUGAUGAUGACGAAGAACAAGUAGAGGAGGAUCAGAGUUAUGAUGCUGCGCUGGAGACGCAGGCUGGAAUGAGCCAGCAGCAACUACAGAUGUUGGAAGAGGAGAAUAAGGAGUUGUUGAACUUGAAGAAUACCCAGCUGAAGCAGGUCGACAAGAUCCAGCACUCAAUCAUGGAUAUCAUCAAUAUUCAGAACGAAUUGAGCUUCAAGUUGCAAGAACAGGGAGAUCAGAUCAACAAUUUGAUCGACUCGCACUCGGAAGUAGAGAUGGAGGUUGCUGCUGGUAACAAGACGUUGAAUAAAGCAACCAGGUCGAAUAAAAGAGGAUCGAACCUCUUGGUCAUGAUCUGCGUCAUCCUCGGUUGUCUUUUGGUCAUUAUAGAUUUCUUGAAGUUUAUAUAG